Naegleria fowleri is the source of this 2259-nucleotide messenger RNA. RefSeq lists its product as uncharacterized. The transcript is spliced from 3 exons. The coding region runs from base 1 to 2259 and encodes 752 amino acids. Gene Ontology annotation, molecular function: metalloaminopeptidase activity. The record is from RefSeq and is a predicted model, not a curated record. Lineage: Eukaryota; Heterolobosea; Eutetramitea; Acrasida; Naegleriidae.
AUGUUCCUUUCAUCCAUCUCUCACAAUAAUGAUUUAACAACAACAACAACAACAACAACUGUCAUCCCUGUGCUGUGCAAGCGUCGACUUGUUUCAUUCCUCCUAUUUUCAAUCCACACAAUCCUUCUGAUUCUUCUCUUCACACCAACAACAACAGCGACACCAACAACCCAAUCUCGAGAAGCCAUCACCAUUUCGAGAUCAUCAUUUCGUGAAGAUUUCCGCUCUUUUUCGUCCAUCAUUCAUUCACACAGCACCAUCAGCACCACCACCACCACUGUGAAUUUAACACCCUCUCAAAAACUCGAUCAAUUACGAACACUCAUGAAACAAUAUUCCAUAUGGGCUUAUAUUAUUCCUUCUUCCGAUUCUCACAUGAGUGAAUAUGUGGCAUCGAGUGAUCAGAGAAGAGCUUUUAUUUCUGGAUUUGAUGGAAGUGCAGGAACUGCUCUUGUGACUUUGGAUGGUGCAUUGUUGUGGACUGAUGGAAGAUAUUGGCAGCAAGCUCAAAAUCAAUUAGAUUUUAGAUAUUGGAAGCUCAUGAAGGAUGGAGUGGAUGUUUCAAUUACGACAUGGUUGAGUUUGAAUGUGAUUGGAAAUGAGAGUGUGGGACUGGAUCCUUUUUUAUAUUCUGUGAAUCAAUUUAAAGAAUUGCAAAACACCCAUGUCAAUAUUAAAUUAAUUUAUCAAAAUUUAGUCGAUUUGAUAUGGACUUCAAGACCAUCACCUCCAAAUGGAAAAAUAUUUGAAUUGGAUCUUAAAUUUUCAGGACGAUCAGCCAGUGACAAAUUCUUUUCCAUUCGAAAAUCAAUGCAGUCUUCAAAGGUUGCCAUUUAUAUUGUGACAGCUUUGGAUGAAAUUGCAUGGUUUCUUAAUUUACGUGGUGAUGACAUUGAGUACAAUACUGUAUUCUUUAGUUACUUGAUUGUGACCAUGAAAAAUGUUUAUUUAUUUGUCGAUGAGAAGAAAUUUGAAAAUUCCAAUCUAUCCUUACAUCUUGAAUCAUUGGGUGUGAUCAUCCAACCUUAUUCAUCCUAUUUAGAUUCAUUGAUUGAUUUGAUUAAUACUUUGAGACAAAAUCAAACCUUGACAACCUUUAUAGAUCCUCAAUUUUGCAAUUAUGCCACCUUCUCUUCCAUUCAAUCCUUAUCAAUAAUCAAAACAGGAAAUAGUUUUAUUCGUUUAGAAAAAGCUUACAAAAACGAAAUUGAAAGAGAAGGAUUUAAAAAUUGUCAUUUACGUGAUGGAGCAGCUGUGGUUCGUUAUUUGGCAUGGCUUGAAGACGCACUUGUCCAUCAAAAACUUGACAUUAAUGAAUAUGAAGGAGCUCAAAGAUUGGAAAAAUUCAGAGCUCAAGGAGAAUAUUUUCUUCGUCCAAGUUUUGAAACGAUUAGUUGUUAUGGUGAAAAUGCAGCGAUUAUUCAUUAUUCACCCAAUGUCAAGGUUCAUUCUCAAAUUUCGACAAGUAAUGUCUAUCUAUUGGAUAGUGGAGGUCAAUAUUUGGAUGGAACUACAGACAUGACUCGAACUGUGCAUUUUGGAAUUCCCAACGCUCAUAUUAAGAGAAGUUUCACACGAGUCUUGCAGGGACAUAUUGCACUUAGUUCAUUAAUAUUUCCUGAGGGACUUUCUGGAGACAAAAUGGAUGCAUUUGCAAGACAGGCACUUUGGUCGGAUGGUUUGAAUUAUAAUCAUGGAUCAGGACAUGGAGUUGGACAUUGUUUGGAUGUUCAUGAGGGACCUCAUGGAAUUGGAGUUCCAGUUUUUGGAUUUAUGAAAACGUAUGAUGUCACCAUUGAGCCAGGAUACUAUGAGGAAGGAAAUUUUGGAAUACGAAUUGAAAAUUUGUAUUUGGUGAAAGAAAGUCAAACUCCACAUCGAUUCAAUAACAAGACUUAUUUGGAAUUUGAACAGAUUACGUUCUGUCCUAUUCAACCUUCUCUUAUUGAUACUUCAUUAAUGAGCGAAAAAGAAAUUGAAUGGGUCAAUGAAUAUAAUCGACAGGUCAGAGAAAAGCUUGAACCUUUAAUUUCUCAAGACACGUUAGCUGUAAAUUACUUGAAGAGAAACACUGUGAGCAUUGCGAAGGAACCUAAUUUUGCCAAGACAACAUUGGUGGUUGUUCUUGUAAUGAUGGGAUUGAUAUUGGUUGUUUCUAUUGUGACAAAUAUUGUUUUGAUCAUUGCUCGAAAACGACAAUCUUCUGCUAGGCCUUUAACAAAUACAGAAAUUCAACCUUUAAGCGAAGAGUUGGAGUAG